CUUUUCUUUAGCUCUUUUCAAUUAUUGGGUUUUACAUUUUUACUUAUUUUCUGAACAUGAUCUCUUGUUCUUGAAAACCUGGGCUUUUCUUUGCUGAGCUUGACUUGUUUUGAUCAUUGUUUUUUUUUUUUCCUCUUUUAUAAUUCCUGUGUAUUAUCCUUCUUUCUUUUGUAUCAAAAGCUACUUUUUACUUACUGGAUUUUUACCUUUAGCCUUAGUUCUUCAACCUGAUCUUUAGUUAUUGUUCAAUCGGUUAUUUUGUCAAACAAAGGUUGAUUGGCAGCAUAUAUUGUAUAGUUUGUUGGUGUAUACAAGUAACGAGUUGCGUGUUUGCCCUGAAUGGAGGACAUGGUUGGACCAAGGUUGUACAGUUGCUGCAAUUGCAGAAACCAAGUUGCCCUUCACGAUGAUGUUAUAUCCAAGUCUUUUCAGGGGAGAAAUGGUCGAGCCUUUUUGUUCUCCCAUGCAAUGAACAUAAUGGUGGGUCCUAAGGAGGAUAGACAACUGAUGACUGGUCUUCACACGGUGUUUGAUGUCUACUGCUGUGAUUGCCGUGAGGUUUUAGGUUGGAAAUAUGAGCGGGCUUAUGAGGAAACUCAGAAGUACAAGGAAGGGAAAUUCAUUCUUGAGAAGUCAAAAAUUGUUAAAGAGAACUGGUAGUAUCCAUGUAAAUAUUCUGGAUGGUUCUCCUGACCUGGCAAGUGUAUGAAUGCCUUUGUGUGUUUUUCCUCUUCCCGAUUGAAUAUAUUCAUGUAUUGUUCUUCCUUGUGCAUUCUUGCUGUGUUCCUUGUGUGGAUAUUGUACUGGAUAUUAUUCAUUUUGUUAAUAAAAUUGUGAAUGAUUCUCUCAAUAGUGCCUGUAUUUCAGUAUGCACUGAAUCUGCAUUUAGUAAAAUUUACACAUUUGUAAUUUAUUGUUGUCAGGGAUUAAGCAUAUCAAUAGUAUGACUUAUGUUUCCGGAAUGUGGCUGAAUAUGAUAAACUAAGGGAUGUCAUUGGCAAUCAGUGAUCAUUUCUGUUCUUGUAGUCUGCAUCCACAUUUAUAUUAACAAUUAUGAAUUAGAUUAGUAUGUUAUUCUUAGAUCCCUGUAAGAUGUAUGUGCCUGUGGCUUUUCAUUGAUGUGAAUAGAUCCGAGAAACAGGAUGUCUUAUAUCUUUAGUGGGAUUUUGUACUCUGAUGACUAGGAUAUAUUUCUUGGGCUGAGUCUAGACCUGAUGUGGGAUGUGAUGAUGCAUGUGGAAUAAUUGAGGAAGCUGUCUUGUUGUCUUGUUGAUAGAAGCAAAUGGCCUAAGUGAUGUGAUACAGUUGAUUAUUGUUACUGGCAAGAUAUAUAUGUGGUAGAAAGAAAGUCUUUCAUGUUUGAUGCUGGUUUUAGAUAUUUAGCCAAUUUUAAGUGUUUGUUACUAAGAUUGACUUGCUCAAAUACUAAUGCCUAUUUGGUUUUGUACCACAGGAUUUAUAAGGUAUUUUAGAUGUUUUAAUGUGUAAAUAUAGGUUACUGGAAGUAUCUGAGUUUUCAAGCUUUUCGACAUAGAAUCAGUGUUACAGCACCAUCUGUUGUUCAGACAUCAAAUUAUUUCCCGUUGGAGGGGCAAAUGGGAAUAAGACUAGUAGAAGUGAAUAAUUAACUGGGAAAUAACUUUGGAUGGAAAGAAAUGGUACAGGCAGAACCUUCAUAUUAGAAUUUGCUGACACUAAUUCCCUCAGAAGAUACUUCAGAACUUGCCUUUUUGAUAUAUACAAUUAUGGCAUCAAAUACCCAAGUGGGCUUCACUAAAACUGGUUUUCUAGUGGCUGGGCAAUUCUGGUUAUGAGGUUUGACGAUUUAAACCGGUUCUAGCUUCUAUUUGAUCAUAUAGGAGGUCCGCCCAAAAGUAUCAUCAAUCUGACUGAUGCCGCGUUUGGGGGGCCGCCGGUUGUCCCUAGUCUCAAUUGGUUUUGCCUUGAA
Molecule: messenger RNA, 1948 nt
Organism: Durio zibethinus
Lineage: Eukaryota; Viridiplantae; Streptophyta; Magnoliopsida; Malvales; Malvaceae
Source: RefSeq, a predicted model, not a curated record